Messenger RNA from Oryza brachyantha (malo sina), 1675 nucleotides. RefSeq lists its product as uncharacterized. The transcript has 12 exons. Bases 44 to 1315 code for a protein of 423 amino acids. NCBI's taxonomy places the organism in Eukaryota, Viridiplantae, Streptophyta, Magnoliopsida, Poales, Poaceae. The record is from RefSeq and is a predicted model, not a curated record.
GGAGCGGAGGAAUCGCGGCUGCCGUUGCUGCGUGAGGCGGCCAAUGGCGGAAACCCUAGCCCAGGACGGCGACGCGCCGCUCGACGCGGCGGCCAUCAGGAGCCGGUUGGAGCGGCUCGUGCUGUCGCGGCGAGGGGAGGAGGAGGAGGAUGCUUCGGUGGCGGUGGCGGCGGCGGCGGAGGAGGAGGACGACGUGGUGCGCCGCCUCCGCUCCGAGGACGAGUGUUUGCAGGAGGUGGAUGCAUUGAUCUCGAGUGACUCCGCGCUGCAGAGCGACGGAUUCGAUGCAUUCAUGGAAUGGUUGAGAAAGGAGGUAAGCUUGGCUGAGGCGGAGAACCGCAGGCUACCUGUUGAAAUUUGCAGCAUUGAAGAGACAACUCUCAAAGAUAUGAUUCAGUUGGAUGCUGAUAUUGCCGCAUUGGAGUCUUCAUUGAAGAAAAUUGAUUCAGAGGCUUUGAAACAUUUGGAGGCAAGUCACACCACUGAGUUGUCAGUUGCAACUAAUUCAUUCGGAGACCAAACUAAUUUUGACAAGGACUACAAGAAUGAGGUACUGGAACUUGACCAUCAGCUGGAAAAAAAUGAGAAUGACCUGAAGAUGUUAGAGAAUCUAAAUAACUCAAUGCAAAGGGUUGAAGCAAUGUGGGAACUUGAAUCUAUGUUAUCAGAAGCAAAGGUCUUGGACUUUAAAGACAAUUGCCUCAGGGUAUUCCUGAAGGCACCUGUACUCACGCCUGAAUGUUUAAUGUAUGGGCAAGAGUUGGAUUGUUCUAGUAUUUCAUUUGUUUCAGACCAUGAAUUGCUGAUAGAAGUAGAUGAAGAAAGCAUGGAACCAAAGAAAGUGCAGAUCUUUCCUGAUGAUAUCUGUGUAGAUACACUUAUUGAUAAGCUCAAGGCAUCCAGAGAGAUCAUUUCUACUGCAUCAUUGGGAUGGCUUAUUCGGCAAUUUCAACACCAUAUUAUAAUCAACACUUUGAGACGUUCCCUGGUGAAUGAUGCUAACAAUCCCAGGCGUUCUUAUGAAUACUUCGACAAAGAUGGAACAAUUGUUGCUCACUUGGCUGGUGGCAUUGAUGCCUUCAUCAAAAUAUCUGCAGACUGGCCACUGUCAUCAUACGGCCUGAAGUUAAUCUCAAUUCAAAAUUCUGAGGCGCAGUCAAAAGAUAUUACUUUAAGUUUGCUUUGCAAAACUAAGGAACUGGCCAAUGGGUUGGAUCUUCAGACUCGUCGACAUCUGGUAAAGUUUGUGGAUGCAGUGGAAGAUAUCCUUUUUCAAGAGAUGCGGCCGCAGCUCCAUUCCAGCAGCGUGUCCUAGACUGUGACCCAACCAGUUUUCCCAUCAUCUUGAUGACCAGGAGAACAUAUCAAUCUCAUGUGACCUUGUUUGUAGCUUGCAUUUUUGUAAAGGUCUGUAACAUAUGUCCAUGAGCAGCUGAGUAUUGACCACUAGGAAUAUGGGAAAACAUAGACUGAUUAAAAUAUAUUUUUUUUCCUAGAGCUGCAGUGUGAAUGACCAUGGUAAAAUCAGAAUAUUUUUCUCUGUCCAAGUGUAUAACUAGAGAUGAAGUAAUUUUAGGAUGGACGUUCCAAAAAAUAAGUGAUUGUUUUACCAUUUGUAAACCAAAUUACUAGGGAAGAAAAAUAACAUAGAUGCCCUUAUUAAAUGAGAAAUAGU